AUGAAGUUUGUUUCAUCUGCUGAGACAAAACCAACCAGCACGACAACAAUUUCUGAGGAUUCAAAGUCAGGUCGAGGUAUGAGCACAAUGCCUCGUGUUGUGAAGAGAAAAUUGCAAAAAAUCAAGCCAGUUGUUGAGUACAAUAAAAGGGGGAAAGUAUGUGGCCCUGCACAUACUGAGAUGCAGUCCUACAUUGGUGUGUUGGCACGCUCCAGAGUCCCACUUGUGGACAAGUAA
Messenger RNA from Prunus armeniaca (apricot), 237 nucleotides. The record is from the annotation of a GenBank genome assembly. NCBI's taxonomy places the organism in Eukaryota, Viridiplantae, Streptophyta, Magnoliopsida, Rosales, Rosaceae.